Molecule: messenger RNA, 994 nt
Organism: Bemisia tabaci
Lineage: Eukaryota; Metazoa; Arthropoda; Insecta; Hemiptera; Aleyrodidae
Source: RefSeq, a predicted model, not a curated record
UGAAAGCGGACUGUUGAGGGUGUUAUUUUCCUACCCACCCGCUCGCGUUACUUAUUUCUGUUAAUUUUUCUGUUUUACAUUUCUAAACUUUUAUCUCCUUUCUACUUUUGUGUAAGUUUUCCUCUGUUUUUCUUCGUCAUUAUCUCUCGUUGGUCCUCUCUGAACUUCCAACUGCGUGGUGCGUUGGAGAAGCAACGUCUGCCAAGCAUCGUGCUGUACCCUACUUCCAAAUGAUUUCAUCAUGACUGAUACAGAGGACGCUCACCAGCUGGAGGGGAAACUGUCGGUGAAGGCGAACGCGGAUCGGAUCGAGGGAGGCGGCGGGCUCCGGCCGCGGCCCCGCUGCCGGAGCGGGAGCAACAGCGUCCGCCGCGAGACCCCGCACUCGCCCUCGAUGAGGCAGGAGCACGAGGCCCUCAAGAAGGCCUUCGAGUACCUCGAGUCGGAGCUCCAGGACACGGCCGACGAGGAGCCGCCCCCGACGACACAGACGACGACCCAGACGACGCAGCAGCAGCAACCCGAGUCGCAGCAAGCGGCGACGCCGACCCAGGUGGCCUGGGCCGAGCAGCUGGACGACAAGCUCCGCUCGCUGGCCCGCCGGAGCCAGGAGCCGGGCGCCUCCACGGCCAAGAUCGAGGACGACGGCGACGAGGGGAUCUACGAGUACGAGAACGGGAAGGGCGACGGGGACGGCGAUGGCGAGGGCGAGGGGGAGGGCGAUGAAGGUGGGGGCGGCGACGCGGAGGGCGAUGCCGACUCCGAGGACUGGUCCGAGUCGACCGAGGUGGAGCUGCCCUCGGCGAGGGUGCUCUGCGGCAGGUGCUGGAGGAGGGACGAGCCGGUCGCCGCCGACGAUUGCGUCUUCAUCCACCCCAGCGGGGACGUCUACCACCACGAGGAGCCCAAUCUCCCGGUCCUACCGUUUACCAUUGGUCAUCUGAACAAAGUUUCCGAAGCGGACUGCAAAUGGUUCCAUGCCCAAGAAUCGUGA